Molecule: messenger RNA, 831 nt
Organism: Entamoeba invadens IP1
Lineage: Eukaryota; Evosea; Mastigamoebida; Endamoebidae
Exons: 1
Coding region: 1-831 (276 amino acids)
Source: RefSeq, a predicted model, not a curated record
AUGGGAAACACAACUACGAUACCAGGCUCUAUAAGAAGUGAAUAUGUGACACAACCAGAAAAGUGUGUUGUAUCUUUUGAAACUUCUGAAACUCGUAUAUCAUUCAAAAAGCACAAGACUGUUAAAUUUUCAAAACCACUUCAAUUCUCAAAUGAAGGAAAUGCUGUGACGACGUUAUCCAAAUCAAAGUCAGACACUUCACUUUCUUUAAAAAAUAAGUUAUCGUUCAGAAUAAGACAUUUUUCAAAGCCACGUCUUGGAGAAGUUCAAAAAGACAAAAACGAAAAUUUUUUAUUGACUGAAAUUAACAAAAAGUAUUCAGGCAAUGACGUUUUAUACAAUUUCUUGGUUUCAAAGACAAUGACCGAUGAUCUUCAAGUUGAAUUUGAUUCAGAAGUUUCGGGAUUUGAUUCAAGAGAACUCCGUUCUGUUGUCAGCUGCAAAAACAAACUCAUUUUCAUAUUCAGGGUUAAUGGAGAUAUAUUUGGAUUUUACCAAGAUGAACUUGUUCAACCAUCCAAAACAAAUUCAAUAAAUGCCGAAUCGGAUAAUUUCUUUUUGUUUUCUUUCAAAUUGACGGAUUCUACUCCCUCCGAGUUCUUGAGAAAAACACAAAAUAAAAGUUCCUUUAUACUUUACCCAGACUCCAACAAAAUGAUUAUUUCCGUAUUCUCGGCGUUUUGGAUGGACAAAAAGGGGACCAUCUCUUUCAAUCCUUGUGUUAGAGAUUUCUAUGAUGUCCAAAAUCAAACUUUCAAUCCAUUUGUGGAUUUUGACACAAAAGAUAGACAAUCAUUGAUCUGUUCAAGGCUCAUUGUUUUGAAAGCUUGA